Messenger RNA from Microdochium trichocladiopsis, 1003 nucleotides. RefSeq lists its product as uncharacterized. The record is from RefSeq and is a predicted model, not a curated record. The coding region runs from base 135 to 971 and encodes 278 amino acids. Lineage: Eukaryota; Fungi; Ascomycota; Sordariomycetes; Xylariales; Microdochiaceae. The transcript has a single exon.
UGUAUAUGUGUAUGAAGCUAUUUUCACUACUGGUAAUGGCGCUUAAGCAUUGCGCCAUUUAGUUUGAUGGUAAUCCCAAAGCCAUUCUUUGGACGAAAAUAGAUGCCAGUUUCAACAAAUACUGAUCAUCUACAAUGAACUUUGCUUGUACACACAUACACACACACGCACACAUGCUUCAAACCAACAAGCCGGAAACACAUUUCCACGUGCCUCAGUCUGUCCAGUCGGAUUCUGGGGAGAAUAAUCAUUGGAAGGACAACAAAGACGACUCGAAGAGCGAGCCUGAGGUCGUCCGUGUUCAAAGGAAAAGCAAAAAAAGUCCUAGACUGGCUGAUUUGAGCGCCGAGACUAGGCAGGCAAAAUGUGCGCGGGGGCAUAUAAUGGCACGGGACUCGGUUACGGGGGGGAAAGGGCAAGAAAGAAUUGGAGGUGAGUGGGAGGGCAGCAUAUGGUGUCCUGUCCCCGCUGUUGGCUACUAUGCCUUGACUUGUUUGUACUUUGGGCGACGAGAGAGACAAUGGACAGAGACAGAGGAGAAACAUGGGAGACACAACAGACAUAGGAACAGGGAGACAGAGCCCCCCUGUUCACGCAAGAGUACGGGGUGCCUAGCAGGCCUGGUGCGCUACUUACCUUGGGGGGUGGUUGGCGUGGAUGGAUCAGGAAGGGAUCUCAACUUUGAGGGGGGGCACGUCAUGAGAGUUGUUGUUGUUGUUGCGUUGUGCCCGUGCCGAUGCAGUUCCUUGUUGCUGGGGCGUCCUUGGUCGUUGAGCUUUUGUUCACCUUUGGCUUGGGCACCGGAGUAUCUCGGCCAGGCCGGCCGUGUGUCUCCAACACGUCUCGUCCGGACUAUGCCAAAUGUCAAUGUCGUCGUCGUGCCUCGCGGAGAUUGUCGGUGUUUCGGUGAGUUCAAGAAGGAAGAAUCUAGACCGACUGAUCGCAUGUCCCCUCUGGUUUGUCCCCUGUGAAGCAAGAUACACGAUGCCGCCGGCUGAGUUGG